Molecule: messenger RNA, 2235 nt
Organism: Centruroides sculpturatus (bark scorpion)
Lineage: Eukaryota; Metazoa; Arthropoda; Arachnida; Scorpiones; Buthidae
Product: cytochrome P450 3A8-like
Exons: 2
Coding region: 178-1683 (501 amino acids)
Molecular function (GO): monooxygenase activity; heme binding; oxidoreductase activity, acting on paired donors, with incorporation or reduction of molecular oxygen
Source: RefSeq, a predicted model, not a curated record
AAGUUGACGCUAGGGAAUUUCAGAGAUGUGAUAUAUUGCUAGGAAAAGCGGAAUGACAAGACACACAACGUUGUCUCCUCUUCCAUAAAAGGGAAUUUUACUUCUUUCGAAGGGGAAUUUCUUUGGAAAAAUACUUUUAAAGGAUAUACAGAUUAAUAAUUCGGAAUUUACCAAAACAUGGACUUCUUAACAACGAAUUUUUCAACGUUGAUUAUAGUCUUCUUUAUAACUUGGGUGAUUAUCUGGUUAGCAAAGAGAAAAAGCAAGCAGACACUCUUCACAAAAUAUGGAAUCCCGGGACCUAAACCUCACAUCUUAUCCGGCAAUUUGUUCGAAUUCAAUGGAGAAGGCAAUCCUAACGAAGUCGUCACGUCGUGGCUCAAAAAGUAUGGUAAAAUAGUAGGAUAUUACAAAGGUGACGACCCCCAAAUGCUCAUUAAUGACUUCAACAUAAUAAAGCAAUUAUUCGUUAAAGAAUCGCGCAUUUUUAUCAAUCGACCCAAAAUGGUCCUCGAUGUCUGGCCUCUGAACGAGACUUUGUUGGAUUUAAGGAAUGAAACUUGGAAAAGAGUCAGAUCGGUCUUGACACCUACGUUCAGUGCCAUAAAAAUUAAACAAAUGACCGAAAUCAUGAACAGUAAAGUAGAUAAACUGGUAAAGUUGAUAGGUAAAUCCAGCGAUGCCCAUCGAACCUUCGAUAUGUACACGCGUGUACAAGGUUUAACGUUAGAUGUCAUAGGACAUUGCGCUUUGGCCAUGAAUACUAACUGUCAAGACGACGACGACGAUCCUCUUCUAGUUUCUGUUCGUGACUUUUUUAAAUAUUCUAAUAACAUAGCCGUUCUUAUGGUGAUAUUAUUUCCACCUUUAAAACUCAUAUUACAAUUUAUAAACAAUUAUUUAACCUCCGGAAGAAUGACCUCUCUGACUGUAAAAAACGUUAAGAAAGUCAUUAAUUAUCGUAGGAAACAUACAGAAAAGAAAUCGCUCGAUCUUCUACAACUCAUGAUCGAUUCGUGUGACAAUAAACGAUCGCCAUCCAACAAGUAUUUAACCGAUAACGAAAUGAUAGCUAACGCUUACGUUUUUCUUUUAGCAGGAUAUGAAACUACAGCUACGAGUUUAGCUUUAAUAUUCUAUCUUCUAGCCACGCAUCAGGAUAUUCAGGAGCGUCUUUACGAAGCAGUAGCUCAUCUAAAAGAUAAACCACACCCUUCCUACGAUGACAUACAGAAUAUACAAUAUUUGGAUCAGGUUUUUAACGAAUGUUUACGUUAUUACCCACCAGUAACCGGAUUCAUAAGUAGGCAAUGCAGUGCAGAAUAUAAAAUGGAUGAAUUGAUCAUCCCGAAAGGAGUCACAGUGACAGCUCCUAUUUGGAACAUUCAACACGAUCCUCGUUACUGGAAAAAUCCUUGGAAACUUGAUCCCGAUAGAUUUGCUCCAGAGAACAAACAGGAUUUCAAUCCUUCGACAUUUUUCCCAUUUGGUCUAGGUCCUAGAAUAUGCAUAGGUAUGCGAUUUGCUCAGAUUGAAGUCAAACUAGCAAUGGCCAGAGUUAUACUUAACUAUAAACUGCUUACUUGUGAAGAGACUGAAAUUCCUCUACAACUAACCUGUCCUACUGUAAUUAUAAACCCCAAAAAUGGCAUCGUCUUAAAGGCUGAAAGACGUAAACCUUAAUAAAGUUACUGUUUGAGUGAAAUGGGCAAUAAAAAUUUAGUACAUAUAUUAUUAUUGUUGUAACUUUCUGCUAAUUUAAUCUAUAAAUUUUUACUGAUUUUGACUUAUGUAAUUUAAUAAUAAAAUAAAAUAAUGUUUACAAAUUUCAAAUGCUUCAAACAAUUUCUUCUCAUUUAUUCUGAUGAACACCAUACAAAUCAAAAUUUUCUGUUUCAGGAAAAAAAAUCUCAAUUUACAUUAUUAACCAAUUAAUAAUAAUACUUUUAUAAAAACUAUUGAAAAUAUAAUCGCUGUAAUUUUUCCAAUCGUUUCAAUAGAAUGUACAUCAGAAAUACAUAUACACAAAUCUUUAAAAGCUAUAUAUAUUAUCUGUUACCAAGUUUAUAUAAUACAGAUAAAAAUUUUUAUGGCAAUAAAAUAUUUUUAAUUCUUGCUGGCACAAAUUAACAUAAGAAAAACAAGGAUAAAUGUCUGUGUGGUGUGUGUGUGUAUGUGUUUGUGUUUAAAAAAACUUUCUUGAAAUUUUAAAAUGCUUAAUCUAGCAAAGGAUGU